This is a messenger RNA of Seriola dumerili (greater amberjack), 2231 nucleotides long. It is a transcript of the gene ndel1a, whose product is annotated as nuclear distribution protein nudE-like 1-B. Gene Ontology annotation, cellular component: kinesin complex; centrosome; kinetochore. Bases 94 to 1131 code for a protein of 345 amino acids. The transcript is spliced from 9 exons. Gene Ontology annotation, biological process: cell migration; regulation of neuron projection development; chromosome segregation. Gene Ontology annotation, molecular function: microtubule binding. The record is from RefSeq and is a predicted model, not a curated record. Lineage: Eukaryota; Metazoa; Chordata; Actinopteri; Carangiformes; Carangidae.
CCGGAGGAGACGGUCGGCCCCAGCAGCGUAGACCGUCGAGCAUAAUGGACUGACUUACAUCAGUGUUUGAGGCGAUGUUCAGAUUUGUUUGCCAUGGAAACAGAUAUGAUCCCGAAAUUCUCCUCCAAAGACGAGGAAAUUGACUUCUGGAAGGCUCUGUCCCUCAAGUACAAGAAAGGCUGCCAGGAGGCUCAGGAGGAGCUGCUGGAGUUUCAGGAGGGGAGCAGGGAGCUGGAGGCCGAGCUGGAGGCCCAGCUGGGUCAGGCCGAGCAUCGUAUAAAGGACCUGCACUCUGAGAACCACAGACUGAAGAAUGAGGUCGAAACACUUAAGGAGAAGCUGGAGCAGCAGUACUCUCAGAGCUACAAGCAGAUCUCCAUGCUGGAGGACGACCUCGGCCAAACGCGCAGCAUCAAGGAGCAGCUCCACAAAUACGUCAGAGAGCUGGAACAGUCCAACGAUGACUUGGAGAGAGCCAAAAGAGCUACGAUUGUGUCUCUGGAGAACUUCGAGCAGCGUCUGAACCAGGCCAUUGAGAGGAACGCCUUCCUGGAGAGCGAGCUGGAUGAGAAGGAGUCUCUUCUGGUCUCUGUGCAAAGAUUAAAGGAUGAAGCCAGAGACUUGCGGCAGGAGCUGGCUGUGCGAGAGAGGCAGUCGGACGUAACCAGGAUGUCUGCUCCGAGUUCGCCCACACAAGACAGUGUAAAGAUGGACACUGCUGUGCAGGCCUCUCUCUCCCUCCCUGCCACCCCGCUGGGCAAAGGUCUGGACAACGCCUUUGCCAACCCGGCAGUGUUAUCAAAUGGUUAUGGCAGCAACUCUCCACUGACUCCCUCUGCCAGAAUAUCAGCCCUCAACAUCGUCAGUGAUUUACUGCGGAAAGUCGGGGCUCUGGAGUCAAAACUUGCCGCUUGUAGGAACUUUGCCAAGGACCAGAAAGCCAGGAAGGCAUACGCUCUCGACAACAGCAAUGCGCUCAACGCAAACACAGCCAAGUACUCGCAGUCGCUCCAUACGUCAUAUUUCGACAAAGCCAGAAGGAACGUGAAUGGACUGGAACCCGGUACCCUGACAGCCAUCACCGUCCCUCCCACUGCCACCUCCCCAGGCUUAGUGCCCCUCGCUGUGUGACGGUGCCCCCCCCCCCUCAAACCCAACACACCUCGCCUGCGACAGAAAGAUCACAUUCAAGAAGAGAUGAGUCCAGACAAAGAGGGAACACAAAUGGCUAAUACUGUAAAACUCUGUUGUAGUUUUACCCUGGGUGCUCUCCUCAUCUUCUCUCUCUCUCUCUCUGUUGUUCCAACACCUUGUGCUUCGUCCCUGCUGUAAUUAUGAAUCCCUGUCUGUAUAUUUUAUGUGUUGCUGUAGCUGCUGUUUGCCCACUGGCUUGAACAAAGAUGAUAAAACCCUCUCUGCUAUUGACACAUUUAAAGUUCUACCCCUGAUUUGAAAAGGGAAAUAUUGUGCAAUUGAUGUUUUUAGUGACACUUUUUUUCUUUUUUUUUUAUUUAAAAUUUUCCACAACUUCCACUAGCAAUAACUUCAAUUAAAUGCACAGUUAAGUGCACUCACAUCCACUGCUGAAACCAUGAAGGGAAAAUCAGAGGUUUAAUGGGUUGGCACAUGUGCAGACAUCCUGAAUAAUCGUGUGCCGCAUGACCGAUGUCUCCAUCAAUUAUUGAUGUUUCAAAUUGUCCAACAUACGAGCCUGAUGUUUUAAACAUUAUCUAGGGGUUCGAGUGAUUCUGGCUGCCGUUGUCAUCUUGUUACCCCUGUAAUACGGUGUCAAAGGGGGAUUCUUUGUGUCAUUGUAGUGAGUCAAACACACCAUUAACUUCUGAACUAUGUGACAUGAUGUGUACAGUAUUGGUCAUAUUGAUCGUUAUUUAUUGACAGCAGGUUAAGCGCUGCUGUCGUCGUGUUCAGACCAGUCGACCAGCAUUCUUGUUUUCUGUAGUCAAAGUGUUUCAUCCUGUUAAAAUCCGAUUUAUUCCACAGCCCAUUUUCAGCACUGUACAAUACACAAUAUGUAGGUGAAGCACUUUGACCUUGCGUGAACUUUAAAUGUCACUUUUGUUAUUUUCAUUCAAGUGCAAUAUUAUCUGUUAUUGUUUGUGGAUUUGAUUUAUUUCAGACUUUUAUGGCAUGUUUUAUUAAAAGACAUAAUUAUACUCCAUCUAUUAUAUUUGUAAUGUUUCAAUCAGCUGAGGAUCAGCAACCAACACUGC